Messenger RNA from Charadrius vociferus (killdeer), 4578 nucleotides. It is a transcript of the gene USP19, whose product is annotated as ubiquitin specific peptidase 19. The transcript is spliced from 27 exons. Gene Ontology annotation, molecular function: cysteine-type deubiquitinase activity. Lineage: Eukaryota; Metazoa; Chordata; Aves; Charadriiformes; Charadriidae. The record is from RefSeq and is a predicted model, not a curated record. Gene Ontology annotation, biological process: protein deubiquitination. The coding region runs from base 1 to 4578 and encodes 1525 amino acids.
AUGUCCAGCAGCACCAAUGCCCCUGGCCAGAGGAGAGUGUCUCGGGGCUUGGAAGAUGCCACCAACAAGAAGAAGCAGAAGGAUCGAGCCAACCAGGAGAGCAAGGAAGUGUCUCGCCCUGAGCUCGAGCAGGCUGAGACUGCCCAGGAGAAGGACUCAGAGGAGGAACUGCUGCUGGACUGGAAGCAGAAUGCUGAUGAGAUCAUUGUCAAGCUGAACUUGGGCAGUGGAGCUCUGAAGGUGGAGGAUGUGGAUGCUGCUUUCACUGACACAGACUGUGUGGUCAAACUACCAGAUGGGCGCCAGUGGAGCUGUCAGUUCUAUGAGGAGAUUGAGAGCUCCUGCAGCAAGGUCCAGUGCAAGAAGGGCAACUUUCUACAGCUUGUGCUUCAGAAGAAGAUCCCACUGCAUACCUGGUCUUCGCUUCUGAAGAGAAGGAAAGAUGGAUCCAAAGAGCUGGCCAAAGGGGCCACAUGCUGGGAGAAUGGAAAGGAGAAGGCUGCUUCUGCAGAGCUGGCCCCUGAAGAGCUGAGGGCUGAAGGCACAGAGCCACCGAGGUCCCGUCGGGAGCCCUCCAACCCUAAGCGUGCUCCGGGAAGAAGUGAGGCCCUGGGAGGGAAGAGCCCAGCCAGCCCAGGGACACAGAGCGGCCCCAGCGCCAAGCGGGCAGUAUACCUCAAAGUAGCUCCUACUGAAGAGGAGCCAAAUGCCAGAGUCACUGGCAGCGUGGAGCCCAGCAAAGGGCACAGCGGGAGGGCAGGCAGCCGCCGCAAUGGCAGAACCAGCCAGGUUGACGGGCCUACAGCCCUCACGGACCUCACACCGCCACUGGAGAAGGCUGUGGUUUUGGCCAAGGAGACUGUUCCUGUGGAGAUGCCACCUCUCACUGCUACCACAGAGGUGUUCCCCCACCGUGUUGCCACCUGUGUGGAGAAGAGGGUCCUGCAGCCAGGCAGCCCUGCUGAGGUCUUGCGGGGCCGGGACUGCACACCUGUCCUGGGAGAGAGCUCUAAGGCUGUCCCAGUGGCCACCCCUCCCCUGGGCAGAGACAGUGAGAAGAGGGACUGGUCCAAGGAUGACGUGGCGCUGGAAGCAGCGGCUGAUGAGCCAGAGCCUUUUGUGAGCCUGACCUUUGUCAAGAAUGACUCAUAUGAGAAGGGCAACGACCUAGUGGUGGUGCACGUCUACGUGAAGGAGAUCCACAAGGAGACAUCCAAGGUGUUGUUCCGGGAGCAAGACUUCACGCUGGUGUUCCAGACAAGUGACACAAACUUCCUUCGUCUCCAUCCUGGCUGUGGGCCCCACACAGUGUUCCGGUGGCAGGUGAAGCUCAGGAACCUUAUUGAGCCAGACCAGUGCACGUACAACUUCACGGUGUCUCGCAUCGAUGUCUGCCUGAAGAAACGCCAGAGCCAGCGCUGGGGAGGGCUGGAGGCUCCAGCCACACGAGGUGCAGUGGGUGGUGCAAAGGUUGCCAUGCCUACAGGCCCUACCCCUCUGGAUAAGAACCCCCCGGGAAGUAACCAGCACCCCCUGUCCAGCAAGGAGGAGGCCCGAGCCAGCGACAAAGAGAAGCCGCGUGUGGAAGAUGGGGGUCUGGAUGGUGUAGCAGCUCGUACAGCACCAGAGCAUGUGGCAGUGAAGCAAGAGCCACACAUUCCCUCGCCCAAACCAACAUGCAUGGUGCCACCAAUGACACACAGCCCCGUGAGCACUGAGAGUGUGGAGGAUGAUGAGGAUGAGGAUGAGAAGAAGAAGGUGUGCCUGCCUGGCUUCACGGGGCUGGUGAACCUUGGCAACACCUGCUUCAUGAACAGCGUCAUCCAGUCCCUGUCAAACACCCGGGAGCUGCGUGACUACUUCCAUGAUAGGUCCUUUGAGUCGGAAAUCAACUACAACAACCCGCUGGGGACAGGGGGACGCCUGGCCAUUGGCUUUGCCAUGCUGCUGCGAGCGCUGUGGAAGGGCACACACCAUGCCUUCCAGCCCUCUAAACUAAAGGCAAUUGUGGCCAGCAAGGCCAGCCAGUUCACUGGCUAUGCCCAGCAUGAUGCUCAGGAGUUCAUGGCCUUCCUGCUUGAUGGCCUGCAUGAGGACCUCAACCGCAUCCAGAACAAGCCCUAUACAGAAACUGUUGACUCAGAUGGGAGGCCCGAUGAGGUGGUAGCUGAGGAAGCCUGGCAGCGACACAAGAUGAGGAACGACUCUUUCAUUGUGGACCUUUUUCAGGGCCAGUACAAAUCCAAGCUGGUGUGCCCAGUGUGUUCCAAGGUGUCCAUCACCUUUGAUCCCUUCCUGUACCUCCCCGUGCCCCUCCCACAGAAGCAGAAGGUGCUGACUGUCUACUACUUUGCAAAGGAGCCGCACAAGAAACCAAUUAAGUUCCUUGUGAGUAUCAUCAAGGAGAACUCCAGUGCCAUGGAGGUACUUGACUCAGUGGCCCACAGUGUGCGUGUGAAACCAGAGAACCUGCGUCUGGCAGAGGUGAUCAAGAAUCGCUUCCACCGUAUGUUCCUGCCGUCCAACUCACUGGACACGGUCACCCCCACGGACUUGCUGCUCUGCUUCGAGGUGCUGUCCCCAGAGCUGGCCAAGGAGCGGGUGGUGGAGUUGCAGGUCCAGCAGCGUCCGCAGGUGCCCAGUGGCCCAGUCGCCAAGUGUGCUGCCUGCCAGAAGAAGCAGCUGCCUGAGGAUGAGAAGCUCAGGCGCUGCACGAGGUGCUAUCGAGUCGGUUACUGCAAUGUGGCAUGUCAGAAAACACACUGGCCGGACCACAAGGCUUUGUGCCGCCCCGAGAACAUCGGUUUCCCCUUCCUCAUCAGCGUGCCAGAGUCCCGCCUCACCUAUGCCCGACUGGCCCAGCUGCUGGAGGGCUACGCAAGGUACUCGGUCAGCGUGUUCCACGUGUCCCAGCCUCCAUUCCAGCUGGGCCGGAUGUCACCAGAACAGGGGCUGCAGCCUCUGCUCCCGGACAAGCUGGAGCCCCUGGCCAAGAGCAGCUGUGCAGCAGCCACCUCUGCCCCCGAGCUGGGGGACGGGGACAGGGCGUCCAGCCUCCUGCAGGAGCCCCCGCUCUCGCCAGCUGUGCCUGAGCUGCACCCAGAGUUGGGGGACACCGGCACUGUCCGGAGCAAGGUCCUGGCAGCCAGGAGUUCCCUGCUGAGCUUGGAUUCGGGCUUCUCUGAGCACAUGGAGUCGCAGGGUGACAGCUGUUGCGAGAAGGAGCCGUCCUAUGAGAGAGCUCUCAAGCCAGAAGCUGCCAUCCCUGGGUACCAGCACACUCCAGACUCGCUGAGUGCCCGCGCCACGCAGUUCUACAUCAACAAGAUCGAUGCGGCCAACCGAGAGCACAAGCUGGAAGAUAAAGGUGACACCCCCCUGGAGCUGACAGAUGACUGCUCCCUUGCCCUGGUGUGGAAGAACAACGAGCGCCUCAAGGAGUUUGUGUUGGUGGAGUCGAAGGAGCUGGAGUGUGUGGAGGAUCCAGGUUCAGCGAGCGAAGCAGCUCGGGCUGGCCACUUCACCCUGGAGCAGUGCCUCAAUCUCUUCACCAAGCCCGAAGUCCUGGCCCCAGAGGAAGCGUGGUACUGCCCCAAGUGCAAGCAGCACCGCGAGGCCUCCAAGCAGCUGAUGCUAUGGCGCCUGCCCAACGUCCUCAUCAUCCAGCUCAAGCGCUUCUCCUUCCGCAGCUUUAUUUGGAGGGACAAGAUCAACGACAUGGUGGAUUUUCCUGUCCGGAGCCUGGACCUGAGCAAGUUCUGUAUCGGCCGGAAGGGUGAGCAGCAGCUGCCCAUGUACGACCUGUACGCUGUGAUCAAUCACUACGGAGGCAUGAUUGGGGGGCACUACACAGCAUACGCCCGCCUGCCCAAUGACAAGAACAGCCAGCGCAGCGACGUGGGCUGGCGGCUCUUCGACGACAGCACAGUCACCACCGUGGACGAGAGCCAGGUGGUAACCAGAUACGCGUAUGUCCUCUUCUACCGCCGGAGGAACUCUCCUGUGGAGAGACCCCUGCCAGGGCACCCCCCAGACCACAGAGCUGAGCGCACCCCCUCUGCCGAAGCCGCUGCUAGCCAGAUCCUGUUGGGAUCCCAAAAGCUGGGCUGUGAUUGGCUGCUGCCUGCCCGCCUCAUCACCUGGACCCACCAAUGCCAGAGCAUCGGCUCUGUCAGGAUCUGGCUGCCCACCCUGCGGCCCCACGAAGACCUUGCCUGGCUGCUGCCUGCGCUCCCUUCGGCAGAGCCUCCCGCCGGAGCCCGGCUGCACCCCACGCACUGGAGACCCCUGAAGAACCGCGGGGGCGGGCGCGACCGCGACGGUGCUGCAUGGGGAGGCGGGCUGGCUGGGCACGGGGCUGAGGAACUGGAGGCUGAAGAACAAGAGUUGCAGCUCGAGGCGCCCCAAAGGCCUGCAAGAAACUCCUGGAGGCCCCGUGGCCAGAAGCAGAGUCCGGGCACCCCCCAGCACCCAGAUGAAGGCUGCGUCAGAUACUUCGUCCUGGCCACCAUGGCCGCAAUUGUUGCGCUCUUCCUGAAUGUCUUCUACCCGCUCAUUUACCAGACCCGCUGGAGAUAG